CAGAAAGAAAGCGCGCGCACAGGCAUUCGGACCGGCUGGAAUUAAGAAGUUGUCGCGCGCGGUUUUGUUUUCAUUUUAGUCAGGGAAAAAGCGCACUUCCGGGUUUAAUAUCCGCAGCCUGAGGAGCCACAGAAACGCGCUGAUAAUUUAUUCAGUAGUGUAUUUAAAUUAGCGUUAGCUUUUGUGUUGUGUAACUUAAAAAAAAACACACAUUAGAGAUGUUUGAGGCCCGGUUGGUUCAAGGCUCCAUCCUGAAGAAGGUUCUGGAAGCUCUGAAGGAUCUGAUCACUGAGGCGUGCUGGGAUGUGAGCUCUUCGGGAAUCUCUCUGCAGAGCAUGGACUCGUCUCAUGUGUCCCUGGUGCAGCUCACACUGCGCAGCGACGGCUUCGACUCCUACCGCUGCGACAGGAACCUCGCCAUGGGGGUCAACCUCAGCAGCAUGUCCAAGAUCCUGAAGUGUGCUGGGAACGAGGACAUCAUUACGCUGAGGGCGGAGGACAAUGCAGAUUCUCUGGCUCUGGUGUUCGAGACGCUCAAUCAGGAGAAAGUUUCUGACUAUGAGAUGAAGUUGAUGGACUUGGAUGUGGAGCAGCUUGGAAUUCCAGAGCAAGAGUAUAGCUGUGUAGUGAAGAUGCCCUCUGGUGAAUUUGCCCGGAUUUGCCGGGAUCUGUCCCAGAUCGGAGACGCCGUGAUGAUCUCGUGUGCUAAAGACGGAGUGAAGUUCUCUGCCAGUGGUGAACUGGGAACCGGAAACAUCAAACUAUCCCAAACCAGCAACGUGGACAAAGAAGAGGAGGCUGUGACGAUUGAGAUGAAUGAACCCGUUCAGCUUAUUUUUGCUCUGAACUACUUGAACUUCUUCACUAAGGCCACGCCUUUAUCUAAGACAGUCACUCUCAGCAUGUCUGCAGAUAUUCCACUUGUGGUGGAGUACAAGAUUGCAGAUAUGGGUCACAUCAAGUACUACCUGGCUCCUAAAAUUGAUGAGGAGUCAUCCUAAAUUCUCGCAUCAUCCACUUUAGUGCCAACUAUGCCUGUGUAACUGGACCAUAUCUGCAGUUCCCUGGCUCACAGAUCAGGAAACAGACACAACAGACUGUCCAAACAGUGAAGGUCACAUCUACGUUUGCCACCUGUUUAUUUUUGUUUGAUUAUUUUAUUUCCCUUUUUCUUUUUAAUUCCCACUCCAAUCUGCCUAAUUAAGCACUAGGAGUUUGUCCAUCCUCAUUCCAAUUCUUUGUAGAUAAAAAUAUCUGUAAAUAUGCCGAUUUGGUCUUUUUCAUUCUGUUGCCCACAAAUAAACAUUGUUAUUUGAA
Messenger RNA from Neoarius graeffei (lesser salmon catfish), 1317 nucleotides. RefSeq names its product proliferating cell nuclear antigen (gene pcna). NCBI's taxonomy places the organism in Eukaryota, Metazoa, Chordata, Actinopteri, Siluriformes, Ariidae. Gene Ontology annotation, cellular component: PCNA complex. The transcript has 6 exons. Gene Ontology annotation, biological process: regulation of DNA replication; mismatch repair; translesion synthesis. The coding region runs from base 219 to 1001 and encodes 260 amino acids. Gene Ontology annotation, molecular function: DNA binding; DNA polymerase processivity factor activity. The record is from RefSeq and is a predicted model, not a curated record.